This is a messenger RNA of Aegilops tauschii subsp. strangulata, 1011 nucleotides long. NCBI's taxonomy places the organism in Eukaryota, Viridiplantae, Streptophyta, Magnoliopsida, Poales, Poaceae. The record is from RefSeq and is a predicted model, not a curated record.
AUGCCUUCCUCCACGGCCAUCUUGAGGAGCAGGUUUAUUGAGCAGCCCGCCGGUUUCGUCGACGCAUCUCUUCCUGGCCAUGUGUGUUUGCUGUCCCGGUCUCUAUACGGGCUCAAGCAAGCACCUCGUGCUUGGUACCAGCGGAUCGCCGGGUUUCUUCAGACACUGGGCUUCAGCGUCACUCGCUCGGAUGCCUCACUGUUUGUCUAUCGCCAUGGUGACACGACUGCAUAUUUGCUCCUCUACGUCGACGACAUCAUCCUGACGGCCUCCUCCGCAGCUCUUCUUCAGCAGAUUACUCUCCGGCUGCGUGACGAGUUCGCCAUCAAGGACUUGGGUGCUCUACAUUAUUUUCUUGGCAUUGUGGUCGUUCAGCGAUCGGAUGGCUUUUUUCUUCAGCAGCAGAAGUAUGCGCACGAGCUCCUUGAGCGUGCUGGCAUGCUCAACUGUCACCCUGUUGCUACUCCUGUUGACACGAAGGCCAAGGUUUAUGCUCUUGAGGGCUCGCCAGCGUCGGAUGCUCCCUUUUACCGGUCCAUUGUCAGUGCUCUUCAGUAUCUGACUCUCACCCGACCGGAUCUACAGUAUGCAGUUCAGCAGGUGUGUCUCCACAUGCACACCCCUCGUGACUCCCAUUGGACUCUCGUGAAGCGGAUCCUCCGUUACAUUCGCGGCACGAUGACUCUCGGGCUCACCCUCACGGCGUCCGCUUCUCUAGAGAUGGUGGCCUACUCCGACGCAGACUGGACUGGCUGCCCCGACACCCGUCGGUCCACCUCUGGCUACUGCGUUUACCUCGGUCCUUCACUCGUCUCGUGGUCGUCCAAGCGACAACCCACCGUAUUGCGCUCCAGCGCAGAGGCUGAGUACCGAGCUGUGGCUAACGCUGUUGCUGAGUGCACCUGGCUACGACAGUUACUUCAGGAGCUGCAUCACGAUGUCUCCCAGGCUACGGUUGUCUACUGCGACAACGUCUCUGCGGUGUACCUCUCGGGGGGGGGGGGGGGUUGA